AUGAGCAAAGAAGAUAAAAAGGAAUUCGGUCAAUUGGGUGACCUCGACAAGAGCUUGGUUUCAAAGAGCGUAGAGACUGAACAAAAAGUUCACAGCGGUUCUGGGAAAGCUGAAAAUGCUGGCAAGGUUGAAGGCAAGGUGGAAGGCAAGGUAGAAGGUAAAGUUGAAGGUAAAGUUGAAGGUAAGGUAGGAGGCAAGGUAGAAAACGCAGGAAAGGUAGAAGGUAAGGUUGAAGGCAAUGCAGGCAAUGCAGGCAAAGUAGAAGGUAAGGUUGAAGGCAAUGCAGGCAAAGUCGAAGGCAAGGUUGAAAAAGCAGGCAAAGUGGAAGGUAAAGUUGAAAACGCAGGAAAGGUUGAAGGUAAGGUCGAAGCUCCAGGUAAGGUAGAGGCAACAGGUAAAGUAGAAAGCGCAGGUAAAGUUGAAGGUACUGGUAAGGUUGAAAAUGCUAAGGCUGUAGGAGAAGGUAAAGUAAAAGAAAUUGGAAAGGUUGAAAAUGCUGGUAAAGUUGAGGGCCUUGGUAAAGUUGAAACAGAAGAUAAGAAGAAAGAAGAUUAA
Hemisphaericaspora subhashii is the source of this 555-nucleotide messenger RNA. RefSeq lists its product as uncharacterized. Lineage: Eukaryota; Fungi; Ascomycota; Pichiomycetes; Serinales; Debaryomycetaceae. The transcript has 2 exons. The coding region runs from base 1 to 555 and encodes 184 amino acids. The record is from RefSeq and is a predicted model, not a curated record.